This is a messenger RNA of Ostrinia nubilalis (European corn borer), 2302 nucleotides long. It is a transcript of the gene CkIIalpha, whose product is annotated as casein kinase II subunit alpha. Gene Ontology annotation, biological process: peptidyl-threonine phosphorylation; regulation of cell cycle; peptidyl-serine phosphorylation. Gene Ontology annotation, cellular component: nucleus; cytosol; protein kinase CK2 complex. NCBI's taxonomy places the organism in Eukaryota, Metazoa, Arthropoda, Insecta, Lepidoptera, Crambidae. Bases 190 to 1335 code for a protein of 381 amino acids. Gene Ontology annotation, molecular function: ATP binding; protein serine/threonine kinase activity. The record is from RefSeq and is a predicted model, not a curated record. The transcript is spliced from 7 exons.
UAUUCGAUCAUUUGACGAGUAAUGGCGUGCGUUUUUCUCUCGGAAGACACUUUCAAAUUUUAUUUCAUGUCGUCAGAUCCUAUGAAUAGUUACAUUAAGUGCUAGUGUUAUAUCAUUGUGUUGGAGAAACUUUAAUAGUUAUGCUGCUCAUACAAUCGUGAUAUCUGUUGUACGAGAGUACUGAGCUGGAUGUCUUUUUUAGUAUCAUUACUCAAGACAUAUGCGAUUUCCGGAAAGAGUAUCGCUGAUAAAACCCUAGGUUGGCAGAGGUAUAGAACGAUGGCAGUACCUAGUAGAGCAAGGGUAUAUGCCGAUGUCAACUCACAGAAACCAAGAGAAUACUGGGACUAUGAAAGCUAUGUAGUUGACUGGGGCAACCAGGAAGACUACCAGUUGGUUCGGAAGCUUGGGCGCGGCAAAUAUAGUGAAGUAUUUGAGGCAAUAAAUAUCACAAACAAUGAGAAGUGUGUAGUUAAAAUAUUGAAACCUGUCAAAAAGAAGAAGAUUAAAAGAGAAAUAAAAAUAUUAGAAAACUUAAGAGGAGGCACAAAUAUAAUUACUUUACAAGCAGUAGUCAAAGAUCCUGUUUCUCGUACUCCAGCGCUUAUAUUUGAACAUGUGAACAACACUGAUUUCAAACAGCUGUAUCAAACUUUAUCAGAUUAUGAUAUAAGGUAUUAUUUGUAUGAACUUCUGAAGGCAUUAGAUUAUUGCCACAGUAUGGGUAUCAUGCACAGAGAUGUGAAGCCACAUAAUGUGAUGAUUGAUCAUGAUAAUAGAAAGUUGCGUCUCAUUGAUUGGGGAUUAGCAGAGUUCUACCACCCUGGUCAAGAGUACAAUGUUCGUGUUGCAUCUAGAUACUUUAAGGGUCCUGAAUUGUUGGUGGAUUAUCAAAUGUAUGACUACUCAUUGGAUAUGUGGUCACUAGGAUGCAUGCUUGCAUCAAUGAUUUUCCGCAAGGAACCAUUCUUCCAUGGUCAUGACAAUUAUGACCAGCUUGUACGUAUUGCUAAAGUGCUUGGCACAGAAGAGUUGUUUGAAUAUUUGGAUAAAUAUCAUAUAGAAUUGGAUCCCCGAUUUAAUGAUAUUCUUGGAAGGCAUUCCCGUAAACGAUGGGAACGAUUUGUCCAUUCAGAAAAUCAGCACUUGGUGUCCCCAGAAGCUUUAGACUUUCUUGAUCGUCUUCUUCGCUAUGAUCAUUACGAGCGCUACACUGCUCGUGAGGCAAUGGAUCACCCUUAUUUCUAUCCCAUUGUUAAGGAACAGGGACGAAUGGUGUCUUCUAAUUCACCCACUCCAAAUGCAUUGCAAGGACCAAUAAAUGCAGCAGAGUAAAUAAACGAAGAGUCAGUAAACUCUAAAUAUUGCUAUGUAUUGAAUAUAUACUUGUACAAGAUUCCAAAUGAAGUCACUGACAAAGAAACACCAACAAAGAGGCCACUGAGGGUGUAAAUAUCUACACUAGGAACACAGUGAAGACAUCAUCUCUGUUAACCAACUUACUAUAAUUCCAAUGUUUGAUAAAUGGAAAUAUAAUUUGGAAAGACAAUAUAAUUUAGUGUUUAAUAUUAGUAAAUCUGGUUAUUCAUUGUUUUAAAAAGUGUUUAUCUCCGGUAUGAACUGGUUAAAGAAGUCCAUGAAAGUGAUCAUGUAUUCAGAAUGUUACUUUGGUAGUAUACUGUGGUGGGUGGGUGGUUUUUUGAAAUUGUUAAAGUGAAACAAAAUCACCUUUUUUUUUACAAGAGAAUCAAUAAUAUUUAUUAUUGAUAUAAAGAAAACAUUUCGAGUUUCAUUGCACUUGAUCUUUUGCAUUUAUUAACCUAUGGUAUUGAUAUUGUAAUUACUUGUAUAAUAUAAUAUUAAUAACAUCUGCAUACCAUUUGCAAGUACUGGUUAGCGGCUUUUCGUUGGUACUGUAUUUAAAAUUUUGUAUUUAUGUAAUAGAAGUUAAAUGUAGAUAAUGUGUGAUAUAAAUACAAAAUUUUAACUUGAUAAAUUAAUCGUUUUCUUUAAUUACUUAGGUAUUUUAUAAAGAAGACCAGUAACUUUUAAUUAUUAGACAAUGUCGCAUUAUUGUUUCUAUUAGUAUAUAUUUUAGUAAGUUACGUUAGCUGUUCUUUACAGAACUUUGACUUAAUUUUAUAUAGGUUUGCAUAUGAAAUUAAGUCGAAUGUCCCGAUUCGAACGUUGUCGAGUACUCGAUACGAACUUGAGCCUCAUCGAUUAUAAUUUAUUUUAGUGUGAUAACUUGAAGUUGUUGCAUCAAAAUUUUCUUAAUAAACAAUACUAACUUUUGCCUGGA